UAACAUUUGCACCAGCUACACAAUGAAGUUCGCUGGAGGGAACUAAGCAAAAAAAAAAAAAGUUAGUGUUUUUGACUAAAAGGUUGGGCAGGUGGCAGAGGGAGGAUGUCUCAGCUGCUGAGGCUUCUCUCAGCGGCCGCUCUGCCUCUCUGUCGGGCUGGAGGAGCCCGGGCACGGCUCUCCGCGGUGACGGCAGGACGGUUCUUCUCAGCCGGAUACCUGAGCUCCGCCGCCCCGAACGUCUGUCGGACUCCGGCUAACUUCCUGCUGUGUCGCAGAUUCCAGCCGACUCAGCGACGACUGUUCUCCACUGAACCCAAAGAUGGAGGAGGAGGAGGAGGAGGAGGUGGAGGUGGAAGAUCAGGAGGAGGGAAGAGAGGAGGAGCAGGUGGAGGAAAAGACUGGUGGAGCCGAAUGCAGAAGGGCGACUUCCCCUGGGACGAGAAGGAUUUCCGUUACAUGGCGAUCACCGUGGCCGGAGUCGGUUCAGCUCUGCUCUACUUCUACUUCAGAGACAACGGCAGAGAGAUCAGCUGGAAGGACUUCGUCCACCGAUACCUGGGCAGAGGCUUGGUGGAUCGGCUGGAGGUCAUCAACAAACAAUACGUCAGAGUCAUCCUGAUGCCGGGAGCCGACGCUGAUGCGAGCUACGUCUGGUUCAACAUCGGCAGCGUGGACACGUUCGAGAGGAACCUGGAGACGGCGCACAUGGAGCUCGGCCUGGAGCCGUCGCACCGAGCCACCGUCGUCUACAGCACCGAGAGCGACGGCUCUUUUCUGAUGAGCAUGCUCCCCACUCUGCUGCUGAUUGGCUUCCUGCUCUUCACCCUGCGGCGAGGGCCAAUGGGAGGAGGAGCCGGCGGCGGGAGGGGCGGGCCCUUCAGCAUGGGCGAGUCCACGGCCAAAAUGAUGAAGGACAGCAUCGACGUGAAGUUCAAGGACGUGGCCGGCUGCGAGGAGGCCAAAGUGGAGAUCCUGGAGUUCGUCAACUUCCUGAAGAACCCACAGCAGUACCAGGACCUCGGAGCCAAGAUCCCCAAGGGUGCCGUGCUGUCCGGUCCUCCUGGGACGGGGAAGACUCUGCUGGCCAAAGCCACAGCCGGAGAGGCCAACGUCCCCUUCAUCACCGUCAACGGCUCCGAGUUCCUGGAGAUGUUUGUGGGCGUGGGUCCGGCCCGGGUGAGGGACAUGUUUGCCUUGGCGAGGAAGAACGCCCCCUGCAUCCUCUUCAUCGACGAGAUCGACGCCGUGGGGAGGAAGAGGGGAGGGGGGAACUUCGGAGGUCAGAGCGAGCAGGAGAACACGCUGAACCAGCUGCUGGUGGAGAUGGACGGUUUCAACACGGCCACUAACGUGGUCGUCCUGGCCGGAACCAACAGACCCGACAUCCUGGAUCCUGCUCUGAUGAGACCGGGACGCUUCGACAGACAGAUCUACAUAGGUCCUCCGGACAUCAAGGGGAGGGCGUCCAUCUUUAAAGUCCACCUCCGACCAAUCAAACUGGACCCCAACCUGGACAAAGACGCUCUCGCCAGGAAGAUGGCCGCAGCUACACCUGGAUUCACCGGAGCCGACAUCGCCAACGUCUGCAACGAGGCGGCUCUGAUCGCCGCCAGACACCUGGACCCGUCCGUCAACGGCAAACACUUCGAGCACGCCAUCGACCGGGUCAUCGGAGGUCUGGAGAAGAAGACUCAGGUCCUGCAGCCCACAGAGAAGAAGACGGUAGCGUAUCACGAGGCCGGUCACGCCAUCGUGGGCUGGUUCCUGCAGCACGCCGACCCCCUGCUGAAGGUGUCGAUCAUCCCGCGGGGGAAGGGUCUGGGUUACGCUCAGUACCUGCCCAGAGAGCAGUACCUGUACAGCCGGGAGCAGCUGUUCGACAGGAUGUGUAUGAUGCUGGGGGGCCGCGUGGCCGAGGAGGUCUUCUUCGACCGGAUCACCACCGGAGCGCAGGACGACCUGAAGAAGGUCACGCAGUCGGCCUACGCUCAGGUGGUGCAGUUUGGGAUGAGCGAGAAGGUGGGGCAGGUGUCGUUCGAUCUGCCCCGGCAGGGCGAGAUGGUGAUGGAGAAGCCGUACAGCGAGGCGACGGCGGAGCUGAUCGACGGCGAGGUCAGAGGGCUGGUGGAUCGAGCGUACGAGCGAACGCUGCAGCUCAUCAGGGAAAAGAAGGAGCUGGUGGAGAUGGUGGGGAAGCGCCUCCUGGAGAAGGAGGUCCUGGACAAGGCGGACAUGUUGGAGCUGCUGGGCCCGCGGCCGUUCGAGGAGAAGUCGACGUACGAGGAGUUCGUGGAGGGGACGGGGAGUUUCGAGGAGGACACCAGUUUGCCGGAGGGCCUCCGGGACUGGAACCAGGAGAGGGGGGCGGAGGCCGAGGAGGCGGUGCCGGCUCAAGACAAACAGCAGGCUGUGUAGCGCCGCCGCCGCUCGGGGGAGGGGCGGGACUCGGAUGAGACAAACGAACACUUCACGUCCCAGCUGCAAAAAAACUCAACUCAGUGCUGACCCGGCUCUACAGGCCUGGGAGGGGCUACAGGGGGGGUUCUUUUAUAAAUGACUUCCACAGAUUAGUAAUUCACACCCUCAGUUUGUUUUGGCUCCUUCAGGUUAAUAACCCAAACUCAAAUUAUUAACUUGAUGCCCUGAAAUCACCAGCAGCUUCAUCCCAUUAGUCCCACAGCUGCUCUCUGUGUGAGUGUGGGUUUGAUUUAAAGUUGGGGCUGAGAUCACAGGUUUCUGGGACAAAAAAAAAAAAAAGUAAAUUAUGUUUGUAAAUGACAGAUUUGAGAUCAGAUCUUCCUCCUGAGAACCUCCAGGCUGCACAACCUCCGGUUAAAUGUAGAGUUCACUUUUAUUUAUCCAGAAACGCUUCACUGAGGAAGCUGCUCCGAAACGCCUUAACGCUCGACCAACAGGAGACAGCAGAGCAGAUUUUAAUCUUCCUGCAUUGAAUGUAAGUGAAGCUCAUUUACAGCGUGUGAACAGACUGAUUUAUCUUUGUAUUUAUUUCUGCUCUGUGAUGGACGUCUGCCUCCCUGCCAACGAGGAAGAAGCUCCAGGUGAAAAUUUGCAGCUGAAUUUAAAAACAUUUUUACAGGUUUAAAUAUUUUGAGUGUGAAGUUUUUUUUUUUUGUUUCCUGUUUUUACAAGAUUUCAAAGUAAGUGCAGAAGUUUUCCUGCAUUAACUCGUGUCAGCCCACAGCUCCUCAGUAACCGUCACUUUGGAGUUAUUUCACGCCGACACACCUCGACGCUCGACGUGUAAAUGUUUGUAUAAAUUCUGUGAGUUAACGAAUCGUCCAGAAGCUGCUUCGUCAUCGGCCCGGUGGCUGAUGGGUAACGUCUAGUUCUCUGAAGGAUUUCUGCUGCUAAUUUUUAAAGGUAAAAUCCCCCUAAAAAAAAAAAAAG
Seriola dumerili (greater amberjack) is the source of this 3411-nucleotide messenger RNA. RefSeq names its product AFG3-like protein 1 (gene afg3l1). Gene Ontology annotation, cellular component: m-AAA complex; membrane. Gene Ontology annotation, biological process: mitochondrial protein processing; protein-containing complex assembly. The record is from RefSeq and is a predicted model, not a curated record. The transcript has 15 exons. Bases 106 to 2418 code for a protein of 770 amino acids. Gene Ontology annotation, molecular function: zinc ion binding; metalloendopeptidase activity; ATP binding. Lineage: Eukaryota; Metazoa; Chordata; Actinopteri; Carangiformes; Carangidae.